Pangasianodon hypophthalmus (striped catfish) is the source of this 5184-nucleotide messenger RNA. Its product is annotated as connector enhancer of kinase suppressor of ras 2. Gene Ontology annotation, cellular component: membrane; cytoplasm. The coding region runs from base 476 to 3514 and encodes 1012 amino acids. The record is from RefSeq and is a predicted model, not a curated record. Lineage: Eukaryota; Metazoa; Chordata; Actinopteri; Siluriformes; Pangasiidae. The transcript has 23 exons. Gene Ontology annotation, biological process: regulation of signal transduction. Gene Ontology annotation, molecular function: protein binding.
GAGUAUAAUUAGAGCCUACACGCAUUUACACUCGGGUUGAGAUUAUUUCAGAACUUUACACACAGUGUUUUAUAGUUUAAAUAAACCUGGAACAUCUGGCUCAAUCUGGCAACCCUGUCAUGUCCCCCAGCCUGAAACUGAACGCAGCGCACUGGAGCCGUUACGCAGUUUUAUAUACCGGCAAUCUAACCGAGCCGAGCCGGUGGUGUCACGUGACAGCAUAGCGCAAGAGCGCGAGAGGGUUGGGGAGAGAGAGAGAGAGAUGUUAGAAGAAGUGAUGAAGGGGCGGGGGUAGAGACUCUCUCUCUCUCUCUCUCUCUCUCCGUUGCAGUCCUUCCAGAGGAUGCGUCCAUCGGCCAUGCUCCAGUCGCGCGCGCCUCCUGCACCUUUCCAAUGGAAUUCCACGUGCCGCACGGAUUAACCCCCGUUCAGCUUGGAUGAUUCGCGUCAGGGACGUUCACGCGCUCCGGUGGCCAUGGCUCUCGUGAUGGACCCCAUCAGCAAAUGGAGCCCGAAGCAGGUGCUCCAGUGGAUGAGAGGACUGGACGACUGUUUGCUGCAGUAUGUGCGUGUGUUUGAAAGAGAGAGGAUUUCUGGCGAGCAGCUGCUGCACAUCACCCAUCAGGAACUCGAGGAGCUCGGAGUCACGCGCAUCGGCCAUCAGGAGCUCAUCCUCGAAGCAGUGGACCUGCUCUGUGCCCUGAACUAUGGUCUGGAGACGGAGAACCUGCGCUCUCUCUCCCAUAAACUCAACGCUUCAGCUAAAAACCUGCAGAACUUCAUCACGGGCCGGCGGCGCGGCGGUCACUACGAUGGCCGGGUGUGUCGACGGCUGCCCAACGACUUCCUCACAAGCGUGGUGGAUCUGAUCGGAGCCGCCAAGAACCUGCUGGCCUGGCUGGACAGGUCACCGUUUGUCAGUGUCACUGAGUAUUCAGUGCUGAAGAACAACAUUGUCCAACUCUGUCUCGAGUUAACCACCAUAGUGCAACAGGACUGUACCGUGUAUGAAACGGAGAAUAAAAUACUCCAUGUGUGUAAGACUCUGUCAGGAAUCUGUGAGCACAUCAUCUCUCUGUCGUCUGAUUCGUUGGUGUCGCAGUCCGCCCACCUGGAGGUCGUCCAUCUCACCAACGUCUUGCCCAACGAGGGUCUGGGCAUGUAUAUUAAAUCCACGUAUGACGGACUACACGUGAUCACCGGCACCACAGAGAACUCUCCCGCUGAUCUCUGUAAGAAGAUUCAUGCAGGUGAUGAGGUCAUUCAGGUCAACUACCAAACUGUGGUGGGAUGGCAGUUGAAGAACUUGGUGAAUUCUCUGCGUGAGGAUCCGAGUGGAGUCGUUCUCACGCUGAAGAAAAGACCCCAGAACACACUGAGCUCAGCGCCGGGCCUGCUCAAGAACACUCGCUGGAAACCCCUCGCACUGCAGCCCCUCUCCACCAGUCCGUGUAGCGAGUCUACCACGCCCCCCAGCACUCUGGGAGUCUCACCUGGUUUGGACACACCCUCAGGACAUGAUGUGUUUAUACUGUCCCCUGCAUAUGGACACAGGGACGAUGAGUUGGACCGGGCUGGUUUUGGUGUUUUCGGCUCUGAAGGGUUCUUCAUGGAUCAGGAGGCUUUAGUGGGACCUCACUUCCCCCUGCUGGACGAUGAAAUGGGCAGAAACGCUGGAUUACGACGCCGAGACCGAACCCCAACACGGGGUGACCCCCGGCAGGUGUCUCACGCGUCCGAGUGGCUCGCUGAGCCUCAGGAGUCUGGAGUUUACAAGCGAGGAAGCAGAGACUCGGACUCCUCCCUCAUGCGCUUCCUGAGCGACGACAGGAUGCUGGUCUUACAGGAAGAGGUGGAGUUUUCCCAGCGCGACACUAGCCGGCGGACCAGGAAGAAGAGCCGCAAUCCCAGCAGCCCCAGUUUUCCCAUCAGCCCCUCCAUGCUGGCCCCGCCCGUGCGGCUGGACUCAGGACCCCCGGAUGGGCUGCCCUUCUCUCUGCCCGAUACCAGCACUAUGCCACAUUACCAUAGAGCCACAGACACGCUGCGAGCCGACACUGACAGGUAUGCCGGUUCUGCUGGGGAUCGACAAGCAGGCGCAUCCAUGAGGAAGUCAGUGCAUUAUGCCUCCUUAAGGACCAAGACCAAGAAGAAAAGCAGAGGGUCUCAGAGUAACUCGAGCAGGAGGCGUAUUGCCUGUAAGGAUCUGGGACAUGGCGACUGUGAAGGCUGGCUGUGGAAGAAGAAGGACGCUUCAGGCUACUUCACCCAGAAAUGGAAGAAAUACUGGUUCGUCCUCAAGGACUCGGAUCUCUACUGGUACACCAACCAGAACGACGAGAAGGCAGAAGGCUUCAUCAGUCUGCCGGAGUUUCGGAUCGACAGAGCGAUCGAAUGCAGGAGGAAACAUGCCUUCAAGGCUUGCCAUCCUAAAAUUAAGAGCUUCUUUUUUGCAACGGAUCACCUGGAGGAGAUGAACAGGUGGAUGAAUCGUCUCGGCUUGGCUGCGAUUGGCUACACUCCGGAUGACCCAGUGCCCCGCCCAGAUGAAGAUUACUGGAGCGAGAGCGAUCAGGAGGAGAUCGAUGGAUCCAUGACGCUCAAACAGGAGUCGACUUACCACUGCAAUCCUGCCGCAAGCUCGUCCAGCGCGUUUGGCGAGCGCCAUUUCUCCAGCGGCUCCACCUUCUCACACUCAUCCGCCGAGGACUCGCACUCAUCCUGUCGCUCCACCCAUCGCGAGCGUGAGCGCCGCUCCUGGCAGGACCUGAUCGAGACCCCCGUGGGCUCUUCAGGGCUUCACUACCUCCAGACGGGCGCGGGAGGGGACGGACGUGUACCGAUCUCACCCGAGAGGUUGCGCCAGGCCACGCUGCCCGCCAGACGCCGACGCCCACCCCGAAACGACGGGCCGUUCCCGCUGACGGACAGCGAAGAGCCCCGCCCACGCGGCCACUCCCACAAACAGAGGAGUCAGAGCCUUCCGAGGCACCGCUCACACGGCACGCUGUGCCCUCGCACCCGGCUUCACGAGGAAGAGGAGGAGGAUGAGGAGGAGGAAAGUGUGUGUGAGGUCCGGCAGCGAGUGUGUGAGGCUCCGAAGCGUGUGUCUGAGGAAGCAGACCCACUGGAAGAGCUGUAUCGCUCUCUGGAGCAAGCGAGCGUGUCUGCGUUCGGACACCAGCGGCCCUCCACGCGCCAGGAGUUCCGCCGCUCGUUCGUCAAGCGCUGCAACGACCCGGCCACUAACGAAAAACUCCACCGCAUCCGCGCGCUCCGAUCCACGCUAAAGGCUAAAGAAGGAGACCUGGCUGUGAUUGGUCAGGUGCUGGAUGACCCCUGCCUGACCUCUCGCAAGUUCCGCGAGUGGAAGCAGAGGAACCAAGAGCUCUUCCUGGAUAUCUGCGAGUUUAGCUCCGCCCCUCUGGAACUGCCCUCUGAGCCCGGUGACCUUUCACCUCUGUCUCCGACACUGCUGAUGCACACACACUCCUUUAUAGAGACACACGUCUGAAACACACACGCACACACACACACACAUACACUCCAACAGACGCCUACAGACAUUCAGCGGUGUAUCUGCAACGAACUCGGAGGACAACACACACGUUGGCACAGAAGACGACGUGAAAAUGAAACACUGUGGCCCCUCCUCUUCCCUCUGAUUGGGUAUCUGACCUUUAACUGACAGCUGACUGAGCCACUGUUUUUGCAAAGACUCCAGAACGUGUCCUGGACAAACACACCGCUUCUUCUUCUUCUUCUUCUUUCGUCAGACAGCUUCACAGUCGUGUAUAUCACUGCUCACACACGGAUCUUCUCCACACCUUAAAGGAACAAUUUAGCCAGAAAUCAAACGUACACAAUGUCCCUCUUACAUCAGAAGUCGUCAAUCGACCGAAACGUGUUGAGUGUCUGAGGCUAAUGUAGCUAAUGUAGCUAACAAAUAAUAGAAGCUUGCUAAUCUGUCAGAUCCUGAACUCAUGGCAGCUUCUGAAUACAACUAGCCUACACUGUCUUCUUAAAAACAUAGCUAGCUAGCUAAGUAACUAAGGCUAACUAGCAAUUCAGCAAAUUAAAACUUAGCCGUAUAAGCUAGCUACAUACGUUGUAAGGUACAAUUACAUUAGCAAGGUGAUAAACACGCUAAUAAUCAGAAAAACGUUAGACACUUCAAAGCAGCAGUUUUUAAUCCACAAAAUCUGUGUCAUCAGCUUUCCAGAACUCUAGUGCAGAGAAGAGAAUUAUGGGAUUGACCACAUCAGGAAGAACACCCGCGACAAUUCCCUUAAAUUUGCCGAAGAUAAGCAGCUGCCUCCCAAACGUCCGCACUUGGUAGGGAACUCGGUCGGCAGCGUCAUAAUCCCCAUGAAAUAGAAUAAUCUUUAGGCCACGCCUCCUACCAGAUGAUAGCUUAAUGCUAGCUAUAAGUUUCCCUGAACUGUUAGCUACAUUAGCCUGUAAAGUAGCUUCAGAUACUUGGACUACGUUUGAUGUAAAUUGUGUAAAUUUGAUUUUUUUUUUUCCUUCCACCUUUCGAUUUAACGAACUUCUCCAUCCGUUCAUCUGCUCGUAUCAUCUCCAGGAUCUAAAGACGGCUUUAUUUUUUCUCGUCUCUUUUCCUGCUGGAGUUUUUUUUUUCGAUUGUUUUCUUGGGACUCGUUUGUUUGUUUACUCGUUUUUUCCCUUCCCUCGGGAUGCUGCAGGACGAGCGCUCAUGUAGCCAUGGGCAACGGGCUUCACUCUGUUACCAAGCAACACCGCCCUACUGUGUUAACUCUCAGAGCAUGCAAGAGUGUGUGUGUGAGUGUGUGAGUGUGUGUGUGUGUGUGUGAGUGUGUAUUUGAGAGAGAGACUUAGAGAAGACUGAUGAGACUGAUGCACUUCCUGUAGGAUCGCGAGCCUACGAUGCGUCUGUAAUCAAACUUGGGUUCUUUCGAAUAUUUAGAACAUAGCUGAACUCCUGCAUGGUUUAAAAGUUAUUAAUCUACGCCGAAUGAGCUGAUGAAGAGUCUGUAUAUAAGAGAAAUAUCCUUUGCCUAGCUGCAUCCUCUGUUCAAAACUGUGAACUUUUAAUUGUGAAUGCAAUCUUCUGGCACUGCAAAGACAGAAGCUUUCUAAUUUUCUUUUCUAAAAAAAAAAAAACACAAAAGACUAAAGCUUUGCUUCUCUGGUAUCCUGACU